AUGGCAAGACGUAAAGCUCUUGCACUGCAACCACCAGCCAAUACCCAAGCUCCACCCAAUGAGGAUCCCAAACCAGUAAUUUUGACUCUUCUGCCCAGCAAGGGCCAGAAACGACCCCGCACAAGGUCGUCGCUGCUACGAUCCCUGGAGGAUAAUUCUGCCGCUGCUUCUGUGGCUCCAAAACGGAAGAAGAACAAGAAUCCCAAAACGGCCAAGAGCCGAGGGAGAGAGGAACUGCCGGUGAUCGACUUGACCGUGGACGAGAGCUCGUUCGACUGUUCAUUUGAGCAGGGCUCGAAACCUGGCCCUGAAGAAUAUAAAAGCGCUGAUGUUUCCGCUAUUUCUACUCCCGAGAAGCCAGCUCCACACGAUGUAGAUCCAACGAAUCAGAAACUACGAAACUCGAAGGGAAGAGGCAGGCUCUCGGAACUCGUGAGUCUUGAGGAUACGCCGCAGCUCAAACCUGCUGCGCGGGAGCCACCUCAUGGCGAUGUACCAUUUGAGCUCAAUUCGUCGCCAAUCAAAAAGAUCCAGACGGAGAUGAUCCCUCGCCUGGGCAAAAAGAAGUCUGUGCACUCGAACAUCCUGUCCUCUCCGACGAAGAAGCGCAAGUCUGUGGCUUUCUCUGACACCAUCGCCAGCGAUAUCAUUGAAGAGUACUCUAAUAUGGAUGUAGAACCGCAGCUUAAUACUCCGAGACGCUCCAUUCUCAAGGCUACGCAAAUUGAACUCGUGUCUCCACUUGACCCAUGCAACUCGUCGAUGUGGGUGAAGUCGCCUCAACGAGCCCAGGUCCACUCUCCUAGUAAUCCCCAGUUCUGGCAGCCGGGCACCAUAAUACAACUACUGUGUAAGUCGCAGGAUCUUCCUCAGCUCCUUGAGGGGUGUCUUGACGUUCUUGAAGAUGCGGCUUUUGAUAAGAAGUUCGAGGUCUAUGCCACCUUGAAUCUUAUUUGUAAAACGAAUGAUGUAACAACGCUCAAGGAGCUUCUUCUUGGAGAGGACUCGGUGUGGAUAGCGCAUGUUGAAGCAAACACUGAGUUCAAGCGGAGCAAUCCGACGCAAUACAUGAAGCUGCUUUGUGCUUACGCUCAGCGAGACAUCGGUCUUUUGGAGUCCAGUCUAUUCGUCAAAAGCGAAGCUCCUCGAUUGACCGCUCCCUCUAACAACCCAUUUGAUUCCAGGAUUUUGAACCAGGUUUUGAAGUUGAUUGCCAAUCUAUUGGCCUUGCCAACGUUAAACGCUGCUAUUUCUGUUGAGGAUAUCCGCUCAUUUUACUCACACACCUGUGACAUUCUUGUCAAGCCCAACAUUCCCAAGUCCCUAGUUGCGCCCUAUCUCAGCAUCAUAAAGGACUGCAACAUUUCUUCUAAGAGACGCAAACUUGUCUUCGAGGCAACUGCCGACCCCCUUCUGGAGAAGCUUUUAUUUGCGUUGCUCAACAUGAGAAACUUUGUUAGUUCUUCUCUUAUAAACGAAAAAUUUAUUGCCCUUCGAAACCUCGUUCAAAAUUUCCCCAAUGUUCUUGCCAAAAAUUUCCACCUUUGGUUUCCUGGGUUUUUGCUCAAUCUUUGCGACUUGUCUUUUGUCUUGUAUGCCAAAGUCAUAGGAACUGGAGUCACAACCUUGCUCGAGGUUGCAAGAACAUACCUAGAUGUGCAAGAUGUCUGCUCUGUUACAAGAAGGGUACUUGAAUCUCCUAUACCCAUGGAAUCCAAGUCUUGGAUAUCGGAAAAUCUAUUGUCCAUCAAUUCCUAUCCCCAGACAUUGACAAUAGACUAUGUGGCAGAGAAUCUCAAAGAGCUCAUAUGGCAUGGCCAUCAUAAAUACGCCAUGGACAUUUGGGUAGGUUUGACACUACUCAUAGGGAAUAUACCGGGCGGAUUGGAGAACUGGAAGCAUCUCAAUGAGUGGCUACAAGUUCACAAAGACUGCUUCAAUGAAAAGUCGUUCCUGGCGAAAGAGACAGCCCUCACUUCCUGGAAAGUCAUAAUCUACAAAAUUUGUUUCCACGAAUUGAGGGAUAUCAAAGCAUUGAUACCAAUCUCCGUAAAUUCCCCCGUCAAACUGAACCCCGGAAGUGCUUCGAGGCACACUCCGAAUUGGGAGCUUGCCUUGCGGCCAAAAAUCAAGCUUCUCAUUCAUCCUUUCUUGUGCAUCAAUACAACGGAGAUCAGAAAUGAGAUAGUGGAUUCUUUCCACAGAGUCUUCGUGUCUAUUCUUUACAACCUAUUUAAUUUCCAUCAGAAAUCUAACUCUAGAUUCUUUCAGGUUUGUUGGCUAAGGAUUGUUGUACCUGUGAUGAUGAAUUUCUAUUUCAAGUCGAAAUCUUCAACUGAAUACAUGCACCUUCUAGGAAGUGAUGUGGUGCUCGGCUUGUUGAGCGCUCCCGCCAAUUCAAGUGAAAAAGUUCCCAACAGUAUUCGGUGCUUGUCCAAUGAACCUAUCAGAAUUGCGGAGGUACAUCCUUUCAAUCCAAGAUGGCUACACUCGGGCUUCGAGAAGGUGUUCCCAGUCCUACAACUACUCUUUGAGCUGGAGCAUAUCCCUAUUGAUACAAAGUUGACUGGGUUGUGUUCAUUUUUGAACUCAAUCAAGCUGAUACUCAAGAAAGAGGUGCAACCCUCGAAUGCUACAUUUGAUCUUAUUGAGAGCCUUCAUAUCCCCUUGCAGCUGAUUUUUGACACGCAUGAAAUGACUUAUGAAGUGACCUUCAAGCUCAUUUUAAACCUAAUUGACGCUUUUGGAGCAGCAAACUUGGUACCAAGCGAUGCAUCUACGAAAAGUGUAUUCGACGUUGUAUUGAGGCAAUCUUCCAAAAGCUUCUCGGAUCACCAGAUGAAUGCAAUUUUGAGUAUGCUCUAUGGCGCUGUGGGGGAGAAGAAGAGUCUUCUUUUUUUGCGUUUGUUGAAUGAUGUGAACGUUGAGAUAAAACGAGAAGAUGUAGCUUCUUACAUUGGUGAAUGCUUGAACAACCGCAAGAACGCAAAAUUUACUCUUCAGGAAAUGAUGAUAGUCAGCAAUAUCUUCAAAACUUUGGACCAGAAUUAUGCCGGGGUGGCCAAGAGGCUUAUACAACAAAUAGUUCUUACAAAGCCUGAAGAAUUCGAGUCUCUCAUCCAGCAGCUACAUGUUGCAAUGUGGUCAUCGCAAAUCUUUAUUUUUUUCCUCAAUCUCAUGUAUGAUGCACCAUACGAUCAUUUGAAAAGAGCUAUCUUAUCAUUGAUCGAAAAGAGGCUACAAGAGCCGGAAAUGGUAGAACCAAUUUUGGUGUAUUUGCUAGAGCAAAAGGCGACUAGUGAAAUUUUGAACCUCAAGGAUCUAGUCAUUACUAAGCUCAAGCCGCUUCUUCCAAGUCAUGAAGCACUCAAGCAAUUGUGGUCUUCGUAUGUUAAGGAGUAUUCUGGAGACAUGACAAGUUUAGACAAAAUUCUUGUUAGUGCACUUCGUCAAAACGUAGCUGUGGAGGAUUUGAUUAAUGACAGGUGGGAUCAACUCCCAGAGUUCAGGGCGGAAUGGGCGGCUAAGAUUGGACUGGAUUGUUCAGAAAGUUCCACAUCAGGUGCCUAUCCUAUUGCUGCAGAAAAGCUUGACAACAUGCUUGAGAAAGAGUUUCUGAACACUUUGACUCUGCAGCCAGAGAUAGAGAAGGCGGAGGAGCAUGAUGAAAUCGUCAACGCAGAAGCCAGCGGACAUGAGAGUUCUGAACGCACCGAAGAUAUUGACUCAACCAACUCUCUGGCCGAAUCCUCUCAUGGGGACUUGAAUGCAGUGAAUGUCAAUCAGAUAGUGAUUUCGUCCUCCGACGAAAGUUCGUUGGAUAUGAACUCUAGGGACGUGGUGGCUAAUUCCGCUGAUUCAAGUGUUGAUGAGUCCUUUGAAAAAUCUGAUCUGCAAACCAAGUCUGAAAUUGAGUCGAGUCAUCAAGGGAAUCAAGAGGCCUGUAGGGAAUUGACCCCUUCCCAGCUUCAGGUAGCGAUUAUCAAGCCCAGUCCAGAGAUUCAGGACGACGAAACCGAAAAAAUCGAUUCUUCUGAGGAGAAGAAAACCUCUGAGGAAGAGCUGUCGCUUGUGUUGGUUCAAAAUAGCCUCGAGCUGGAGAAAAGUAAUGCGCUUGAUGUGAACUCGGCGGUAGUCUGCGAGGCCUCUGGACUUUUGGGAAAGCUCUCCAAAUUAAUGAGCGAAGUGGGUGACGCAGACAUUGUCGACCUCAGCGAGUCCAAUCAGCGCAUUCUCGAAACGCAAAUGUUGGAGUUGAUGUUGCGGAUGCGCAAACGAUCUUGA
Molecule: messenger RNA, 4284 nt
Organism: Australozyma saopauloensis
Lineage: Eukaryota; Fungi; Ascomycota; Pichiomycetes; Serinales; Metschnikowiaceae
Product: DNA-binding protein
Exons: 1
Coding region: 1-4284 (1427 amino acids)
Source: RefSeq, a predicted model, not a curated record